AUGUCCAGUUAUCGUCAAAUCACCGCUCUUACUGUAGUUUCCGCAUCACUCUUUUACCUUUGGUCUCGCUAUUGCAGAAAGAAAAAAAACUCUCAGAGUUUAUCUGAUCAGGCUUUCACGCACAUGGCUUUCGCUUCACUCCUUUGCUGUGGUACAAAUCCGUUUCGCAAACGGAAAAAGACAAAGGCAAAGAACAAAGCUCCUUACAAAAAGAAACCGAGUUGUAGCGGACUCUCAGUGUCUGCCAUAGACGAAGGUAAGCAGGAUCUGGUCGUCUCUGUGACAUCACCUGAAGUUUAUGAAUCUGUUGCGCCACUGGACAAACCACUCAUCGAAGCUAAUACCUUCACCGACGUCCUUCCCGACCCCCUCGUACAUCUCGACUCUGUUUCCGAGGGGGCUGUUUUUCAAGAAGUAGCCGAGAGCUGUGAGAUUGUUGAAGAGGAGGCCUUCGUUUCCAAUUCAUCUUGUUCUGUUCAAAUUGGUCCCGUUGUUGAAGCUCAGGGAAUUCUUGAGGGUUCUUUUUUAGCUGCUAAAGACUGCACUCCUAUAAUUGAGCUCAACGACGUUACUGAAUCGAAUACCACUACCUUGGCUAAAUCUAUUGAUAAGGAUUCCUACGAAGAUCACGUUGUUGAAUCUCCUGCUACUGCUCAUGUAUUAGAAGUUAGCUACAGUCCACUGGAUUCGCUUAAGGCUGAAGCUGAGGAAGCAAUGUCACGUUGUGAAGAUUCAGCGUUAUCUGGCCAAAGCACUCAGGAGGAUAUAUUACACUCCACGAAUGCAGUUGUGUCGCAAUUCGUCUCCGCCGAACCGACAGACAUGGAGUGCCUUAAUGGCAUCGAAACUGAAGCACCACAAGCGAUGCUUGGCGUUGACGCUCACGAUUCGAUUCAUCCUCUUGGAAUUGUGGGAAUUGUGUGUGAAGCUUCCGCUUCUGAUGGAUCUCCGACUACUGCAAAUACGGAAAUGAGAGUUAUGCGACACUCUGAUAAUUUCCUGCAGGAGGUAUCUGGAUCUACAUCUGCUGUUCAACAUUCAGAUGAAUCCGCACGGAUUACGAGUCCUGAGUUUUCUGCAACUGCAACAGAGACGGAAGAAGUUCAAGGCGCCAUCGAUGCUCAUUGUGUUGUAGGAUCCACAAACGUACAUGAUUCGACUGAAACUAUUAGUGUCGCAGAGACUUGUGCUGUUGAAACAGCAAUUCCCACCUCUACGGCGUUGGACGCUAUGGGGGACUCCGAUUCGACUCAACAAGAGGCAUUAAAGCUGGUCAAUAGUGUUAGUACUGGUGAUCUGGGCGGACCUGUUAAGGGUGUUCAAGAAGCGGUUACGUCUUUCCCUCCUGAUUCUCAUGGAUUGCAAAUUAUGUUAUCAUCCACGGAUUCAGGAGUUCAACAAGAGGCAUCAGGAUACGCACCCCUUGAGUCGAUCUGUGUUCAGGCGAAUUCUGUGUCCCUAAUGGCCUCUUCAGACGUUGCCUCAGGAGUAGCAGAGUCUGUAGAAGCUUUAAAUGAAGCUGGUACCACUUUAUCGACUAGCAUUGAUGCUGCAUCACCGAAGUCGGGCAGUUGCGAGAGCGUUGUAGUGACUAGCGAUUCGGAUCAGGCACACCUUGCACCUGAGGAUGUCACAGAGGCUGGUGACAAAUAUCAAAUCCCUCAAGUGCCUAAGGGCAUUUUCAAUGAUCCCGAACACGAUAUUGUGGAAGCCCCACCCGAAGACUUUGAUGGCACGCUGAUCCCUCGAGUAUUGGUUCCUAGCGAUUUGCUGGCCAGGGCUGUUGAUGAGAAAAUCUGGGUUGAGUCUAUUAACGUACCUGCCUGUAUGGGUGGUGUGCUCAUUGGCCGAUUCGGGAAGAAUGUACGUGAACUGCGGACAGACCUAAAGGCAGAGAUGACAUUGAGCAUGAAUCCUGGGUGCCAGAAUUCUCUUCUCCUGAAAAUUAGCUGUCCUCUGGAAAAUAAGGAUAGCGUUAAUGAGUGGGUCAAUAAGCGCCUAAACACAAAGCCCUCGCAAACAACAAUCGGGAACCCUAAUCAGCUGCAGCGAUUACUCCCUCUCGGUCAGGUGACGGACGUGAUGGUACGCUCUCUUUACGGUCAGAAGGAGUUUUUUGUAACCAUUCAGGAUACUGAGUACAUUCGGUAUAGAGAAAUGCAGGAGGAAUUGGAUAAAGACUACUACUCCUUGAGUACGCCUCGAAUGCAGCUCUACGAGCCUGUCACAUCGGGCACGGUUGCUGUUCUUUCGCAUCGCCUUGGCUUUGCACGCGUUGUCAUUCUUAAGGUCCUUGUUAAAUGGCCGCGACUGGCUCUUUGCUUCAUGCUUGAUCACGGCACAUUCGCCAUUGCCCCCAUAACAGAUUUGCGUAAGAUUAAGACUAAAUACAUGCGGGUUCCCUUCCAAGCAAUUCAUGUUAGUUGGGCACAUGCGCUUCCAGUUUACACUGACGCCCCUGUUCUCCACAUACUGAGAACGUUCUUUGAACGCAGGAAAUUGUCAGCUUUUCCGGUUCGCAUGGAAACUUGCUGUCGGUCUUCUGUCGUUUUUCUGGAACGGUCCUCGAUAUCCUCACCUAAUGCCCAGCCGGCUUAUCGUGAUAUUCUAUUUGACGCCUGUCAGAAUUAUUUCUUCCAACUCGCCCCCGUAGUCAUCUCACCCAGUCGUCAAAUGUGGAUAAACCGGACCGACACUCCCUACUACUAUUGUCCCUACUCCGCUAUUCCCUAUGAUCAAUUUGUCCACUAUCUCCCUGAAGUAGAUGUUCAGCAACCACAGCAGGAGCAAGUUCAGAUGCAACAACAGCAACCACAGCAUCGGCACCAGCAGCAGCAAAGAGGAGGUCCAAACCACACGCAUAAUCGAACAAGACGAUUCGGGAAUAAUAGCGGUGGUGGUGGAGGGGCAUACAAACGGACCCAAAAUCUUCACACCAAUCACCAGAAUGGUCGUCGUUCCCGUAGGAACGGUCCCAUCAACAGCAAUGGCCAACAACAUCAGCAGAGGGCAAAGAAGAAGGAGUCAAAUGAAACUACAGCAGUAGCGAAAACUUGA
Messenger RNA from Hydatigera taeniaeformis, 3057 nucleotides. The record is from the annotation of a GenBank genome assembly. NCBI's taxonomy places the organism in Eukaryota, Metazoa, Platyhelminthes, Cestoda, Cyclophyllidea, Taeniidae.